AUGGAAGACCCCUCGAGUGGGAACGACCGUGCCAUGAACGUGGAGCUCCCUGGCAGCGACCACGAUGAAGAACGCGAAGAUCGAUCGCCUUUGGAUCGCUCCGCAAGUCCGACGGCCGGAUCUGCAUUCCAAGGCCGAUUCCAAGACCGUGGAAGGCUGCGGAGCCAAGAGACGGUGCGACGACUGUUCCGAUCACCCCAAGGACGCCAACAGCCGGUGGCAGUGGACGAGUCAUGGACGUACGGACGGCCGACCGGUCCAGCGCCUGACAGAACGGCGCCUACGGAUGGCCCAGCCGCGGAGAACGAAGACGCGGACAUGGGCCAGACGGACGUGUACCUGCUCAACGCUUCGGCCCUCCCGAAACAUUCGACGUUCAAGGGAUCGACCAAGGAGGAACGACGUACGUUUAUAGCUGCGUACAACUUGUCCAUCAGCCAGACAACGACCCUUACCGUUAAUGGGACUAAACCGUUCGUUAUGCCGGUGAACGUAUGUAUCGAUCCAGCUAGCAAGCAACGUAUUGCUGAGUGGGAUAUGGGUAAGGACCCGUAUGAAGCGACGGAAGCCGAAUGGGUUGCGUGGUUCCGGCAAGGUUAUGACGUCGACCCACGGGCGCUGGACAAGCUCAAGAAACGGAUCAAGGCGGCUGUCGUGUUAGACAUGUCCGUACAAGAUGCCGACUCACGUAUUGGAAAGAUCUUGGAUGGACUGGCAGCCGCCAUCCGUCGCGACCGUCAGGAAUGGGUGAUCAAGGAAGAAAGCCGAGCGAUCGUCAAGAUCAUUACGGACGCGGUCAAGUCGGUGUCGCUCCAUCGUGCCGUGACUGAGCAGAUGGCGUUGACACGCAACAAGCCGUUGAAGAAGGACGUAUACCGUUUCGUACGGUGGUUGCGGGAGUACGCGAUCGGGCACGAACGGUUCGUCGGUUACGAAGAAGAUACGAAGCCCGCUGCGAAGCCGGAUCCACCCAAGACGAACCAAGGAGGUACACACGGACUCCGUACGCCUCCGACUCAGUCGACACCGCGGGCACCAGCGACAGCGACGACGCCCCAGGCAUCACCUGGGCUGACGUCAGCGAACAGCUGUCUGAAGUUCAAGUCUACGAGCCAUCGCGUACGGGAGUGCCCGGGUAUCACCGAAGUGGAAGCAGUGAAGCUCCUCAAGGCACACGGACGAUCCCUCGGCCGUGGACGGAGCGACGAAGGUGUGUUGAUCGUAAAUGUUUCGUUGCUCGACUCCGGAGCUGCCUUGUCGGUGGCAUCUGGUGGCCUCGUGUCGUCCUUACUGGCAGCAGGUGCUGCACCAGAGAUCACAACCAUCGGACCGUUUUCCCUACGGCCGUACGGAGCGGACAGUCGACCGGUCGUCGUGACCAAGCAAGUCCGUUUUGGAAGUUUGGAAUUCAAGACCGGAUGUGGACCCUUGAUGUUGAGCGGGUUGCGCGUAUGGGUCGACGGAGCUGUGGCCGGCGUGGAACUGACCUUAGGCCUGCCGGUCAUGCAGAAGCUGGGUUACCCCUCCUUAUGGAAGAGACGUUGGUGGACGACAUCGACGACGACGAAGGGAUGUGCUGCGCGACUCCAGACUGGGGUACGGACCUUCCCAGGGCAUGGAUGA
Messenger RNA from Aphanomyces astaci, 1623 nucleotides. RefSeq lists its product as hypothetical. The transcript has 2 exons. Lineage: Eukaryota; Oomycota; Saprolegniomycetes; Saprolegniales; Verrucalvaceae. The coding region runs from base 1 to 1623 and encodes 540 amino acids. The record is from RefSeq and is a predicted model, not a curated record.